Fonticula alba is the source of this 4534-nucleotide messenger RNA. RefSeq names its product serine/threonine protein kinase. Bases 1 to 4401 code for a protein of 1466 amino acids. NCBI's taxonomy places the organism in Eukaryota, Rotosphaerida, Fonticulaceae. Gene Ontology annotation, cellular component: cytoplasm. Gene Ontology annotation, biological process: protein phosphorylation; signal transduction. The record is from RefSeq and is a predicted model, not a curated record. The transcript has 5 exons. Gene Ontology annotation, molecular function: protein kinase activity; ATP binding.
AUGUCCCUGAGCCGCUUUGUCGGGGGCUCGGCAGCCGGCCGGCUGCCCGCCCUGCUGCUGGCCCUGCUGCUGGCCCUCCUCUGUCAGGCGGCCGCCGCCGGCUCUGCCGCCCGGCCGGCCAAUGACCCCUCGCCCAUGGCCGCCGACGAGCUGGACACCCUCGACCAGCACUCCUCGCACGGCUGGUCCCCCUCCUUCGCCGGUGCCAUCGGGUCGGCCCUCCUGUCGGAGUGCCACAAGUCCUGCGGGUCCUGCAAUGGCGGCGUUUGCGUCUGCUCCUCGGGCUACGUGCUCCAGGGCGGCGCCUGCGUGCCGACCUGCCAUCCCAACAUCCCCUUCUCCGACCCGACCACCAGCGCGUGCACCGGUUGCUCCAAGUUCUGCCUUGACUGCACCGCGCCGGAUCAGUGCACCCAGUGCCUGCCGGGCUUCUUCCUGGAGACCCCCAUCAACUCCACGGCCAAGGUGUGCUCCAAGUGCGACAGCUCCUGCAAGACCUGCACCGAUCACACCCGGUGUGACACCUGCGACGCCGGCAUGUACCUGCAUCAGGACUUCUGCGUGGCCUACUGCCCCCCGGGCUACUUCCCGGAUCCCACCAACACCACUUGCCUGACGUGCGUCGGGGUGUCGUCCGGCAGUUGCACCGCCUGCGAGCGCGGCUACUUCCUGGACAACGGCGUGUGCAAGCCCUGCCAGGCCAAUUGCGGCAUGUGCUUCGUGGCCGAUGUCUGCUUCCAAUGCAAGGAGGGCUUCCUCCUGAGCCACGAUCUCCAAUGUGUCUCCUCCUGCUCGCCGGGCUUCCACCCCUUCACCAGCGAUCGCUUCAAGUAUUGCAAGCACUGCCCGGCCGCCUGCCGGGAGUGCGACAUUGUGGACGACUGCCCGGGCGGCGGCGGCGGCAGUGGCACGGCCUGCCCCCAGAAGGUCAUGUGCACGGCCUGCCACAUGGGCAGCCCCCUGCCGGAUGGCACCUGCGAGGACCAGGUUUCCUCGCUCCCCAACUGCAAUCGCCAGGUGACCAUCGCCGGGGAGGGCCGCUGUGUCAAGUGCACCUCCUCGCACUUGCUCGACUACAGCACCUACCAGUGUGCCCUGCCGAGUCUCAUUUCCGAAUCCGGCCUCCCGUGUCACUCCUCCUGCCACGAAUGCUCGGUCCACCACUCGCCGGCUGCCUGUGCCUUCUGCCAUCCGGGCCAUCGCCUGUUGAGCAAGUCCCAAACGGACCCGGGCCAGUGCAUUCCCAUCCCCUCCGGGUCUUCCUCGAUCGACAUCGCCAGCAAUGGCGGCUGCCCGGUCGGCUCGGCCUUGAUGGUGGACUUCUGCCAGCUGUGCAGCAAUUGCCCAUCCUGCAUUUCCGAUGACCUUGAGCCCCCCUGCACGUCGUGCUUCCAGGAUGCCGUGCUGUCGCCUUUCGAUCCGGUUUCCGGCUCCGGCGGCAGUUGCGAUGUGCCCCCCUCCAACUCCUCCUCCAUCAGCAUCAUCGGCAAGCCCGGCAUCCCCGGUGGCAUUGUCAUCAACUCCAGCAUCACCAUCCCCGGGGUCCUCCGGUGCGAUCCCUCCUGCCAGUCGUGCUCCGGCCGGCCGUCAUCCUGUGUCCUCUGCCAGUCGGGCUAUGCCUCGCUCAAGGACUCCCACCAGUGCAUCAACACCUUCGAUGCCCCGACCCCGGAGGGCUUGAGCUACUUCCGGCUGGGCAAUGAUGCCUACCCGUGUGAUCGGUCCUGCAACACCUGCUCCGGGCCCCAGGCCGGGGAGUGCAUCUCCUGCGACACCACCUCCACCAUUGCCCUGAAUGUCCUGUCGCGCGGGCACAUUUGCCUGGUCAAGGACCCGCAGGAUGUCACCCAGUCGUGCCCCUUCCGGUUCUUCUACGAUGCCGAUGCGUCUGCCGGUGGCAGCGGCACCGGGCCCAACUACUGUGUCGAGUGCCCGCACAAUUGCGAUGUCUGCUCCGCCGUCGGCAAGUGCGACAUCUGCACCCCGGGCACCUACUCCAGUGGGGACAUUUGCUACACCACCUGCCCGACCAGCCACUACACCGACGACGUGAACUUCACCUGUGGGCCCUGCCCCAAGAACUGCUCGGCCUGUACCUACGACCAUGGCAGCGGGGCCGGCCUGCUGGAGGCCUCGGGCUCUUCGCUUUCCGGCUCGGCCUCCAUCUCCGGGUCCGGGUCCAUUUCCGGGUCCAUUUCCGGGUCCCUUUCCGGGUCCGGGUCCGGGUCCAUGCCGGGCUCCGGGCCCGGGUCCGGCUCCGGGUCCGGCUCCCAGCCCGCCGACGAUCCGAACAUCAUUUGCACCGCCUGCACGCCCUCCUCCUUCUUCCACCAAAACCGCUGUGUGGCCUCCUGCCCGGAUGGGUUCUUCGGUGCCCCGGGCCGCGCGUGCGAGCCCUGCUCCAGCAGCUGCCUGCGGUGCACCACCUCCGCGGACAAUUGCACCGCCUGUCCGGCCGGCCAGGUCAUCUUCGAGGGCAAGUGCAUGGACUCCUGCCCCUCCGGCAGUGUCCUGGGGGUGGACAACCGCUGUGUCAACUGCGCCGAGGGCUGUCUCACCUGCAUCGACAGCCAGUCCACCGGGUGCACCUCCUGCAAGCCGAACUACUACCGCUUUAAGGCCGGUGUUGUGCCCGGGGCGGGUGCCUGCCGGGAGACCUGCUCCGGCGCGUACUAUCCCUCCCACCCGGCCGGCGGGUCGCAGUCUUCCAGCGGCGGCUCCCAGCCCUCCAGCGGUUCUCAGUCGUCUAGCGGUUCUCCCAUUUACAACCCGCCCUUGUCCAUGGAUGCCUUUGCCUCUAGCUCGGCCUCCGCCUCUGGCUCGGCCCCCGCCUCUGGCUCGGCUCCUGCUUCCGGCUCGGCUCCUGCUUCCGGCUCGGCUCCUGCUUCCGGCUCGGCUCCUGCUUCCGGCUCGGCCCCCGCCUCUGGCUCGACUUCUACCUCUGGCUCGGCCCCUGCGUCUGGCUCGACUUCUACCUCUGGCUCGGCCCCUGCCUCUGGUUCCAGCAGUGGCAGUGACGGGCCGCCCUUCUACCUUGAUAAGGAUCCGAUCUACCCCACCUGCCUGAAGUGCCACUCCCUGUGUUCCAGCUGCACCGGUCCCGAGCUGUCCGAUUGCAAUGGAAAUUGCAUCCGGUAUAUCCAUGAUGACAUUUGCGUCAGCGAAUGCCCGCCCGGCUUCGUGCCCGAGGAUAAGGUUUGCCUCCCUGCCAGCAAGUCCUCCAAGCGCAUCGGCAUCAUCGUCGGUGUGGUUGUCGGCCUGGCCCUUCUGCUGCUGGUGGCUCUGGCCAUUCUGCUGAUCUACCUCCGGCGCCGUCGUGACAAGCAGGUCAAGGAGUACGAGGCCGAGAUGCAGCGCCGCAACCAUGAGAUCAACACCGAGGCCACCAUGGCCCUCCUGCGCAAGGCCCGCGAGAAGCGCGACGACGACCAGGAGGCCACCAUCAUCAACACGAUCCUGGAGCUCUCCAUCCCCGGUUCGCUGGAGCUCAACUUCGAGAGCGACAUCCGUAUCGACGAGCUGCUCGGCUCCGGUGGUCAGGCCAAUGUGUUCAGUGCUGAUAUGCUCAAUCUCUCCAUCAAGGAGUCUCACGGUGUGGAUCGCGUUGCCUUCAAGGCCAUCACUCUCCCCAACCCGGAGACCAACGCCCUCGAGCACCAGCGCGCCAUGGACAUGUUCUACCAGGAGAUUGCCAUCAUGUGGUCCUUCCAGAAUGUGCCCAACAUUGCCCUCAUCUGCGGCUUCUGCGUCCACCCGACGGCCAUUGUCACCAAGCUCUAUCAGGGUGAUCUGGGCUCGAUGAUCUCCAGCGGUCGCGAGUUCACCAUGCUCCAGGCCCUGGACCUGGCCCUGAUGAUCGCCACCGGCCUGAACGCCAUCCACCAGAGCAACAUCGUGCACUGCGACAUCAAGGCCGCCAACGUCUUCAUCGAGGUCGAUCCCAAUGGUCGCAUGAACGCGGCCAUCGGUGACUUCGGUCUUGCCCGUAACCUCAACAACCUCUCGGUCAUCCGGGGUAUCGCCGUCAACGGUCUCUCGGCCCGCUACGCCUCGCCCGAGCUGUUCAACGCCCGUACCAGCGGCAACGUCCUGGACGACAUGAGCUCGCGCAUGUCCGAUGUCUUCGCCUUCUCGGUCAUUGUCUGGGAGCUGAUCACCCUGCGCGUCCCGUGGCGCGGUGUGGCCAUCGACGACAUCCAGGAGCGCGUGACCGGCGGCGAGCGCCUCCCUCUGGAGAACGAGGACAUCAGCAACCGCUGGCUCAAGACCCCCACCUCCAAGCAGCCGAAGGAGCUGCAGACUCUGAUCACGGUGGCUCGCGCCGGCUGGCAUCAGAACCCCGCCGAUCGCCACACCGCCGAGCAGAUGGUCGCCGUCUUGGCCGAGUCUCUCCAGAACUAGUGCGCGUGCACACGCGUCCCCCCCCCCCCUCCUCUCUCUCCCCCUUUCUUUCUCCUCCCCCUCCUGCGGAGUGGCGCUGUUCCUCUGCUCCCCGCAUUUCAGAUUCCAAUAUACAGCCCUUGUGUUCAUGAGA